CAGCAUCCUGCAGGAUCUAUGAUUAAUCGAUCUUAUCGCGGGGCGCUCCGACACCGCAGUGGCUGGAUCCUGAGAAAACCACCCCGCGCCAAUCGCCACCAAGACUUUGUCAUCCGAUAAUGGAUUAUCAAGCAGGCGAUCCGCCACUUUUUCAUCAAAGAAAGCUUCCUUCUGUGCAAACCAAUUUGACACACCUAUCUGUCUUCAUAUCUCUUAGAAGAAGCUGGUCUUCACAAUAAUGGCGCCGUCUGUGAUGGAGCCGGUGGCAGCGUUCGAUGUGCCAACCAAGGUGGCGCCGAACCUCGUUGCUCCGGAACCAGAGCACUGCCCUGGACCCGAGUCAGAGCAAGCAGGAAAAGGCGAUGCCUGCGCUGGUUGUCCCAAUCAAGCCAUUUGUGCCUCUGCGCCCAAGGGCCCCGAUCCCGACAUCGCUAUCAUCACCGAGCGUCUGUCUCAAAUCCGACACAAGAUCCUUGUACUAUCCGGCAAAGGCGGUGUCGGCAAAUCCACAUUCUCCUCGCUCCUUGCACAUGCAUUUGCAUCGAACCCUGAAUCCACCGUCGGCCUCUGUGAUACGGACAUUUGCGGACCCUCCAUCCCCAAGAUGAUGGGUGUUGAGUCGGAGACAAUUCACGUCAGCAACGCAGGCUGGAGUCCGGUGUGGGUGACCGAUAAUCUGAGUGCAAUGAGUAUCCAAUUCAUGCUACCGAACAGAGACGACGCAAUCAUCUGGAGGGGCCCAAAGAAGAAUGGAAUUAUUAAGCAGUUUCUGAAGGAUGUAGACUGGGGCGAGUUGGACUACCUGAUUGUCGAUACGCCGCCUGGGACUUCGGACGAGCACUUAUCGGUGAACUCACUUCUAAAAGAGUCUGGCGUGGACGGAGCGGUGGUUGUUACGACCCCUCAAGAAGUAUCGCUUCUCGACGUCAGGAAGGAGAUUGAUUUUUGCCGCAAGGCUGGCAUUCGUAUCCUGGGCCUAGUCGAGAACAUGCGGGGGUUCGUCUGCCCAGGAUGCUCUAAUACAUCGGAGAUCUUCCGUGCUACGACAGGAGGUGGCAAACGACUGGCUAAAAAGAUGGGCAUUCCAUUCCUGGGUUCAGUUCCUCUUGACCCAAGAGUUGGAAUGGCUUGCGACUACGGUGAAAGCUUCGUGGACAACUUUCCGGACAGCCCAGCGUCAAAGGCCAUCAAGCAGGUUGUACGGUCGGUUGGUGAAAUGCUUGGCGAGGAUCCAAAUAAAGUGCUUCCGCCUGACGAUAAUGAUAUGGUGGAGUGAUUCAUAUUUCGGUCGUCCUGCUUUGCUUCUACUGUGCGGUGCAUUUGAGCUGGAAUAGCGUGCAUUGUGAGUUUCUUGACUACGGCGUUUUGGGCAAGCAUGAUUUGAUACCACCAUUUCAAUAUGAGGCAUUCGCAUGAUGAGAGACACUCAUUGCUCUUACCAACGAGAAGGCACCGGACAUCAGCAUUCGUAUAAGGCGUGUAGUGUAUACUCGUCUCGUUCUACACCUGCUAUCUAGGAUCCACACCAUGUAUAUCUGAUAAGCGACGCUAUCGAUUGUAGGCAC
Aspergillus novofumigatus IBT 16806 is the source of this 1565-nucleotide messenger RNA. It is a transcript of the gene nbp35, whose product is annotated as Fe-S cluster-binding ATPase. Bases 239 to 1276 code for a protein of 345 amino acids. The record is from RefSeq and is a predicted model, not a curated record. The transcript has 2 exons. Gene Ontology annotation, biological process: iron-sulfur cluster assembly. Lineage: Eukaryota; Fungi; Ascomycota; Eurotiomycetes; Eurotiales; Aspergillaceae. Gene Ontology annotation, cellular component: cytosol. Gene Ontology annotation, molecular function: ATP-dependent FeS chaperone activity; 4 iron, 4 sulfur cluster binding; ATP binding.